ACUGCAGCUGGGUUUUUUCUGAAUGUGUUCGACCAUCAAUACUGCUCUUUCAUAUGGUUUCAGUUGUGUGGGACCGGUAAAUUCCAGAAGACUUCAUGGGGGAGUGUCAAUGUCAACCACUUACAGAAUCAAUGCGAGUGGCAGGUUCCGACCUAAUUACCCUUCCCACCCAUCAGAGAUGGACUUGGCCUGGCAGGAACUAAUGUCCAUCACAGAACUGCAGGAUUUUGAGGUUCCCAAUGAAAAUCCAUAUGAAGUUCCUCCUCAUCUUUCUGUGGAUCCCAUGGUGCAUUACGGAAGUUUUGGGAUGGCACUGGUGGAGCCUAACCCACCCACCUGUCAGACAAGUGCUGCUGCUGCUUUUGAAGGUGGCUAUGCUAAUGUGAUUCCCCCUUACCAACGGCUGAACCCACACAUGGAAAUGCACUAUGGACAGUGCGAGGGUCAGGCCACAUCUCGAUUACCACCGGUACAACCAUCACUUAUAAACCUAUUGGAUCCUGUAAGCAUGGCGAGCACUGUUCAGGGACCUGGACGGGAAUGUGGUGGCCACCCAGCAGAUGAACUUGAGUCAGACUCUGGUCUGUCCUUGGGAUCAAGCCCUUCACUUGCCUCCCCAGAGAUCGCAGUACACGGGGCAGCCACAUUUAUGCCCCAGGAUAGCAGCCUUGGCUAUGCUGUAGGUGCCCUAGAGUGCACUGCGGACCAGUGUCACAUGAGACCAAACAUAACCAGUUCUGUGGAUUAUGCACACAAUUUCAGCUCCUACUCUGCACAUUCCUACUUGUCAGUAACACCAAAUCAACAUGUUGGGUCUGAGGCAUCCAUACAAUCUUUAUCUGCCAUGAAACAGCAGAUGCUACCAGCAGUCCUGCAAGACUUGCAUCCAAAUGGCUUGAGCACUGCAGGAGCAAUAUCAUUUCAGCCAAACCACCUCAAAUCAAGAGGGGGUAAUCCCUCGGGUCCACUCACAAGGGAUGAACGGAGGGCAUUCUCACUUCAAAUACCUUUCCCGUUGGAAACAAUUGUCAAUCUGCCUGUGGAUGACUUCAACGAGCUGCUGACACGUCAUGCACUGAGUGAUGCACAGCUCACACUCGUGCGAGACAUUCGACGUCGUGGCAAAAACAAGGUGGCGGCACAGAACUGUCGAAAGCGGAAGCUGGAGAACAUCGUACACCUAGAGCAUGAACUUGGCCAGCUAAAGGCACACAGGGAACAUCUGGCACGAGAGAGGCAAGACUUUCAGCAAAGUCUUGCUAUGCUUAAGUGCCGACUUUCAGAGCUUUACGGCAAAGUAUUUUCACAGUUACGGGAUGAGGACGGACACCCAUAUUCUCUGGAGGACUAUUCACUUCAACAGACUAAUGAUGGCAAUGUUUACCUUGUUCAACGGAAUGCCUCACAGGAGGGGGAAUAA
This is a messenger RNA of Trichomycterus rosablanca, 1420 nucleotides long. RefSeq names its product nuclear factor, erythroid 2 (gene nfe2). Gene Ontology annotation, biological process: regulation of transcription by RNA polymerase II. The record is from RefSeq and is a predicted model, not a curated record. Gene Ontology annotation, cellular component: nucleus. The coding region runs from base 23 to 1420 and encodes 465 amino acids. Gene Ontology annotation, molecular function: RNA polymerase II cis-regulatory region sequence-specific DNA binding; DNA-binding transcription factor activity, RNA polymerase II-specific. Lineage: Eukaryota; Metazoa; Chordata; Actinopteri; Siluriformes; Trichomycteridae. The transcript is spliced from 3 exons.